Drosophila guanche is the source of this 3156-nucleotide messenger RNA. It is a transcript of the gene betaCOP, whose product is annotated as coatomer subunit beta. The record is from RefSeq and is a predicted model, not a curated record. Gene Ontology annotation, biological process: intra-Golgi vesicle-mediated transport; endoplasmic reticulum to Golgi vesicle-mediated transport; intracellular protein transport. Gene Ontology annotation, cellular component: COPI vesicle coat; cytoplasm. Gene Ontology annotation, molecular function: structural molecule activity. The transcript has 7 exons. The coding region runs from base 145 to 3033 and encodes 962 amino acids. NCBI's taxonomy places the organism in Eukaryota, Metazoa, Arthropoda, Insecta, Diptera, Drosophilidae.
GCGGUCACACUGAAUGACACGUCAAGCCGGACAGAAAAGAACACAAAAAAGCGAAAUUACAACCAGGAAAGAGACGUAACGUCACCCAAAACUACAAAACAUCCCCCGUGACACCUGACAUUAAGUCGGGAUAAGCUAGCCAGGAUGAGCCAAGUGCCGUGCUACACGAUAAUUAACUCGCCGGACCUGGAGGUCCCCAACGAGAUGCAGCUGAAGCAAGAUUUGGAAAAGGGCGACACGAACCACAAGAUCGAGACGCUGAAGAAGGUGAUCAAGCUGCUGCUCAAUGGCGAGCGCUACCCUGGCCUGAUUAUGACCAUCAUACGCUUCGUGCUGCCCGUGCAGGACCACACAAUCAAGAAGCUGCUGCUCAUCUUCUGGGAGAUUGUGCCCAAGACAUCGGGCGACGGCAAGCUGCUGCAGGAAAUGAUUCUCGUGUGCGAUGCGUACCGCAAGGAUCUGCAACACCCAAACGAGUUCCUGCGCGGCUCCACGCUGCGUUUCCUCUGCAAGCUGAAGGAACCCGAGCUGCUAGAGCCCCUGAUGCCCGCCAUCCGGGCCUGCCUGGACCACCGUCACUCGUACGUGCGCCGCAACGCCGUCCUGGCCAUCUUCACAAUUUACAAGAACUUCGACUGGCUGGUGCCGGACGGGCCGGAGCUGAUCGCCAACUUCCUGGACACACAGCAGGACAUGUCGUGCAAGAGGAACGCCUUCCUCAUGCUGCUCCACGCCGACCAGGAGCGCGCCCUUAACUACCUGGCCUCCUGCAUCGACCAGGUGCACAGCUUCGGCGACAUCCUGCAGCUGGUUAUUGUAGAGCUCAUCUACAAGGUGUGCCACGCCAAUCCCGCCGAGCGGUCGCGCUUCAUCCGUUGCAUCUACAACCUACUUAACUCCUCCUCGAAUGCGGUCCGCUACGAGUCCGCCGGCACACUCAUCACCCUCUCGCUGGCCCCCACCGCCAUCAAGGCCGCCGCCAGCUGCUACAUCGAGCUGAUCGUGAAGGAGAGCGACAACAACGUGAAGCUCAUUGUCCUCGACCGUUUGAUAGCCAUGAAGGAGAACGAGAACAUGGAGAAGGUCAUGCAGGAUCUGGUCAUGGACGUGCUGCGUGUCCUGGCCGCUCCCGAUAUCGAGGUGCGCCGCAAGGCCCUCGCCCUGGCCAUGGAUCUGGUCUACUCGCGCAACAUCGGCGAGAUGGUGCUGGUGCUCAAGAAGGAGGUGGCCAAAACGCACAACGUGGAGCACGAGGACACGGGCAAGUACCGGCAGCUGCUCGUCCGCACCCUGCACAUCUGCUCCAUCAAGUUCCCCGAUGUGGCCGCCACCGUGAUUCCCGUUCUCGUGGAGUUCCUCUCGGACACCAACGAGCUGGCCGCCGCCGAUGUGCUCAUCUUCAUACGCGAAGCAAUCCAGAAGUUCCCGGCCCUCAGUGCUCUCAUCAUUGAGCACCUCAUCGAGGCCUUCCCCCAGAUAAAAUCCUCGAAGAUUCAUCGUGCCGCCGUGUGGAUCCUGGGCGAGUAUGUGGAGGGUCCGCAGAUUCUCGAGGUGAUUGACGCCAUCCAGCAGACGCUCGGCGACAUUCCCAUGGUCGAGGCCGAGCAACGUCGCCUAACUGGUGACCCAACGGAUGAGCAGAAUCAGCAGCAGGGAGGCGCAUCCGGUGAUGGCAACGGCAGCAGCAGCACCACCACCACAAGCAAUGCCAUCAACAAGGUUACCUCCGACGGCACCUAUGCCACCCAGAGUGCCUACAGCCUGGCCCCGGUGACCAAGGCGGAGAAGCGUCCGCCGCUGCGGCAGUACUUGAUGGACGGUGACUUCUUCAUUGGAGCCGCCCUGUCAGCCACUCUGACCAAGCUGGCCCUGCGCUACGUGGAGCUGCAGCCAGAGUCGAGUGCCCAGAACCGCCUUACCACGCGAGUGAUGCUGAUCAUGAGCUCGAUCCUGCACCUGGGCAAAUCCGGGUUCCCCAGCAAGCCGAUCACCAACGACGACACUGAUCGCAUCUUCAUCUGCCUGCGCACGCUGAGCGAACGCACCGAGGAGGCUGUGUCCGUAUUCAUGCACUACUGCCGCGAGGCUCUGGGCAAGAUGCUCGAUGCCCAACACGACGAGGAUCUGCGCAUGCUCAAGGAGAAGCAGCGUGCCACCGCCAAGGUGCAGCCAGAUGAUCCAGUGCUCUUCGCACAGCUCUCCAAUGGCCGCGACAAUCAGCUGGGCGAGAACGUGUUCGAGUCCAGUCUGAAUCAGGCACUGGCCGGCACCAAGACGGCCCAGCUUAGCGACAUCUCCUCGCCCAACAACAAACUCAACAAGGUCACCCAGCUGACAGGCUUCUCGGAUCCGGUCUACGCCGAGGCCUACGUCAAUGUCAACCAGUACGACAUUGUCCUGGACGUGCUCAUCGUCAACCAGACAAAUGAUACCCUGCAGAACUGCACCUUGGAGCUGGCCACGCUGGGCGAUCUGAAGCUGGUGGAGCGUCCACAUCCAGUUGUGCUGGCACCCCACGACUUCUGCAACAUCAAGGCCAACGUGAAGGUCUCCUCCACAGAGAACGGCAUAAUCUUUGGCAACAUCGUGUACGAUACUGCGCUGAACACGAAUGUGAUCGUGCUGAAUACCAUACACAUUGACAUCAUGGACUACAUCAUUCCGGCCAGCUGCACGGACACUGAGUUCCGCCAGAUGUGGCAGGACUUUGAGUGGGAGAACAAGGUCACAGUUAACACGAGCUUCACCGACCUGCACGAGUAUCUCAGGCACCUGCUCAAGAGCACCAACAUGAAGUGCCUUACGCCGGAGAAGGCGCUGUCCGGCCAGUGCGGCUUCAUGGCCGCCAACAUGUAUGCCAAAUCCAUCUUCGGUGAGAAUGCCUUGGCCAACCUGAGCAUUGAGAAGCCCGUCGAUGACCCCGACUCAAAGGUGACAGGCCACAUACGUAUACGUGCAAAGAGUCAGGGUAUGGCCUUGAGUCUGGGCGACAAGAUCAGCUCCUCUCAAAAGCAGUCCGUGCAGGCGGCCUAGUGGCCAAACAGCCAACCCCAAGAGCCGCAUUCGAAUGCAUCUCUGAAGCUUCUGCAAAUUUCAUGAUAUACAUAUGAUGAUACAUUCAAUAUACAUUUAUUAUAUAUACUUUAACCCACAAAA